Messenger RNA from Myripristis murdjan (pinecone soldierfish), 5374 nucleotides. It is a transcript of the gene rnf38, whose product is annotated as ring finger protein 38. Gene Ontology annotation, molecular function: ubiquitin protein ligase activity. The record is from RefSeq and is a predicted model, not a curated record. Gene Ontology annotation, biological process: protein ubiquitination. Lineage: Eukaryota; Metazoa; Chordata; Actinopteri; Holocentriformes; Holocentridae.
AACACGGGGCGCAUACACACACGCUCACACACACACUCACACACACACACACACACACACAUACGGCUCACAACAUUAUCGCCAGAUCCGAGUCAGGAGUACAGCUGAGAGGAGCACAGUGAACUGUCUUAAAGCUUCUUCUGUGAGAGGAAACGAGAGGAAAAAAGGGCAAAAAGAAAGAGAGGAAAUCCCCGAAAGGAAAUGCCAAUCGCAGCCGCUGGACAACCAACGACUCAGGAGCCUAGAGUUUACCCCCGGCUGCCCUCCACCCCGGAGCCCGUCCCUAAAGGGGCUGAUUUAUUCGACGACGCGGGGGCGGCAGAAUCGGCGGAGCGAACAGAAUACGGGGGCGCGGAGGGGGGCAGGGGACUCGGGGGCUAUAGUUACAGCCAGAGCGGCGCUAGGGGCUGUGUACAGCCCGGAUCCACCAACGGCUCUCCGCCGCAAUCCCCUCCCUCGUCCUCCUCUUUCCUGUUUCAUCCCCUCCAUCCCCACCAAAUGGCCAUGGAGCCCCCAAGGACUCGAUCGCGUUCCCGGUCUGGAUACUACCAGCAGUACGGUGGUGGGAAUGGCACUGGAAUUACCGGUAACGGAGUCAUGGGAUCUAACCACCACCAUCAGCAGCAACAACUACAUCAACAGCAGCAGCACGGUGCCGGGUGCGCACCACUUGGAGCACACAGCAACCACUCCGAGAACCAACAGCGAGCCCCAGGAACUAACGCCUCCCCCGGUAUCCAGAGGCUUUCGGCGGCCCCCGGAGCGCACCGUAUCUCGGCCGCAGGAGCUAUUGGAGGGUCCUAUCACUGUCACCCGGACCAUGCAUAUGGAGAGGAGAGUGACAAGAGUGAAGACAGUCCCAGUCCUAAACGCCAGAGGCUGUCCAGUCAGUCUGUCCUGGAACAGCUGUCCUCAUCUGCACCUCCACCAUCUACCCCUUCUCCCCCCAUUCGCCCCUGGGAGCUAGGACCCCCCAGUCGGAGGCAACCUCAUUCCCACACACACUACCACCAGGAGAGAUGCCACACGCCUGCCCGGCACAGGCGCAGCCCACCAGCAAGGCGUCAGCGUGGCCGUCUCUCUCGACCCACUCGCCACCCACCUCCCCAUCACCACCCCUCGACGCAAGGCCCCACACCUCGCCUGUCGCCAUCGGAGCUCCAGGACGAGAACUACCACCACAACCCUCACCUCUCCACACAUCAGAUAUACCCAACGCACACCCCCAGCACAUACGGCCAGCCUCCCUCAGCAGGGAGCGGAGGUGCAGCGUCAGAGGAGCCGCGGGCUUUCCACCCUCCUACUUUGUCCCCACGGCUUCUGCAUCCAGCUGCUCACCACCACCACCAUCACCACCAUCAGCAACAGCACCAUGCCACACAACAGCAGCAAGGAGCCAUGGUCAUGGACUUACAUGAACAGCUGCAACAGGGUAGCGUCCCAGUCUCCUACACAGUGACCCCAGUCCCUCCUCACGGCCUGGCUGCGCCUUUGUGCAGCAGUCAACACCUUCCCCCCACCUGCUCCUCGCAACAGCAGGUUCCUGCCUGCAGUGUGGUUUUCAGCACUGGACAGCACUACCACCCGAUGCUGCAGGCAUGUUCGAUGCAACACUUGCCAGUACCCUAUGCCUUUCCCUCGUUGCUGUCCAGUGACCCUCAGUUCCUGCUUCCCCCUCCACCCCACCUCUCCCACCACCCACCUCACCUCCCUCCACCUGGACAGUUCCUGCCCUUCCAGACGCAACAGCCACGAUCGCCCUUACAGAGGAUUGAGAAUGAGGUCGAGCUUCUUGGGGAGCAGCUGUCAGUGAGUGGGGGCUUCAGCUACGCCCACCAUCACCACCACCACCACCACCAUCACCACCAGCCUCCCUCCACCCUGCCCCCCUCCACCCCACUGCAGUUCCUCUCGCACCAUGACCCCCUGUCCCAGGAGCUCUUCACAGUGCCCUACCCCCAUUUCAUGCCUCGUCGAAUCACAGGCCGACGUUACCGCUCGCAGCAGGCUAUACCCCCGUCGCCCUACCACCCCAGCUUCCUGCCUUACUUCUUGUCCAUGCUUCCAGUGACCCCCACCGUUGGCCCCACUAUCAGUCUAGAGCUGGAUGUGGAUGAUGGAGAGGUGGAGAACUAUGAGGCCCUGUUGAAUCUAGCAGAGCGUCUAGGAGAGGCCAAGCCCCGCGGUCUGACCAAGGCAGACAUUGAACAGCUACCAUCAUACAGGUUCAACCCCAACAACCACCAAUCUGAGCAAACGCUAUGUGUGGUAUGUAUGUGUGACUUUGAGUCUCGCCAACUCCUAAGGGUCCUGCCCUGUAACCAUGAGUUCCAUGCCAAGUGUGUUGACAAGUGGCUUAAGGCUAAUCGGACUUGUCCUAUCUGUCGCGCCGAUGCCUCUGAGGUCCAGAGAGAUUCUGAGUGACCUUUGACCCACAUCGACAGCCACCGCCCAAUCACUGAAUCUCUUUUGGAUGUAUAAACCAAUCAGUGAACUAAUCUCCUUUUCUCAUAUGGCUCUGCUCACACAUUUAGCCAUAGAUCCGGGACCAGUGCAUCGUAAUCUUUUACUGUUUAUGCCCCCAGGAUGCUGAACAGUCCUUCUGACCUGGGAUCAGCAUUUAGGGGUGGGAAAACUUUCUACUGACUUGUGCUGACUUUAUCGCUGGACUUCCCAGGCCUCCUAACUUGGACUAUUAUGCCCCUACUACUCUGCCUUCUACUCAUGGUUACUCCUUACUAUUAAUGGCCUUUAAAACACACACACACACACACACACACACACACACACACACACACGCACACAUACACUCACUCUUCAUGUGCAGGUGGACAUAUAUACAUACAUAUAUAUAUAUAUUUUUGAAUUCCGCUCCAGCCCUUCCAAACUGAAGUGAUUCAAUUAGUCUUCUGUAUGAUGGACAGAAAAAAGAUUUAAGUGAUAAACUUCUGCGUAGUUGUACUAACAAACCCUGAGGGAGAAUUGGAAGUCCAAAGAUUAGGAUUAUUUCAUCGUCAUUACUCCGAUCAUGAGUAAGUAUUCACACCUUGACUUUGAGAGACUGUCUGUUUUCACAAAAAUCAUUAUAAUUGCAGUUUCUGAAUGAUGUUCAUUUAAUUUUAAUUUCUGUGUGUAUAAUAGCAUUCCUUGUGCAAAAGCAUUCUGUAUUGAGUCAAAACAAAGACACUGUACACUGUGUGUCAAAGAAUGAGCUAUGUUGGAACAGUGGAAAAAAAGUGAAUAAUAUACUUUAUUUUCUCGAUGCGCAUGUCCAUGUGCAGGUGUGUGUAUGUGUGCUUGCGUGCAUGUGUGUGUAUGUGUGUUCUGCUCCUCCUUUGUGUUAUUUAUACAGUUUGUGGUACAGUACACUGACUUCCUGGUUCCUGUGUUUCCACUCUGCUUCUGAUUGCCUCGCUAGGAGUAGAGGUGUGGCUUCAGAACUUGGCAGAGCUAAAUACAAACUGAUGAAAUUUGUUCCCUUCCUUGUAAGUUUUGCUAGAUCUUACUAUGAAAAGCCAAGUGGGUGGGCAAGGAAAUGUCAGGCGAGAAGGAAGAUGUACAAUUCCAGAGAAGCUGAGAAUGCAAAUCUCAUGUUUUUAAAUUUGUUUUUUCACUUUAGGCCACACAUCUUAUCCUUACAUUCUCUCCUGCUUUAUUAACAUUAAGGAAACAGUUCAGGACAGUUCAUCUCUAUCAGACAUAUCCGACUGAGUGGAUUCCAAACGCUUACUGAAAAACUGUCAUUCACUUUGGGAAUACUUUGGGAAUAAGGCCAUUGAUAAAGUGCUUCUAUCAUCACCUGUUUGCACCCAAGCAGCUUUUUUCAGGUCCAUAAGUGCUUGCAGAAACAGAUAAAGGUUUUCUUCAGUACAGACAGGGAGUAAGUUUAAAGGGAGCAGUGAGGGUCACAGACAGACAGACCAAUCUCUCUAUCUCUGAUCAGACCGUGAAAUGGACACUUGAGCACUUUAAUUAGCUUAAGAUCUCUAUUCUGUAGGCAUUCUGAACAAACCACUGAUCCGUUUCACCAAUACAUGUGUGUCACAUCAACUAUAACAUGCAUUUUAAAAGACUGUGGACUUUAGAUGAGGGUUCUUGGCUGUGGUUGUGUGCUGUGUUGGUCACUCAGUAUUGUUUGCUGCUGUACGCCUGCAAUGAACAUACAAGUGUUGACAGAUUGUGAAGGGCUGAUAAAGCUACUUUAGGUUAAGGUACCUUUAUCAGCCAAUGCUCAUGUGAAGCGGUUAGUGGCUGGGAAAUAUUGAGAAAGUUACCACACUUUGCCAAUAGGCGUUCUUCAUGUGAACUUCCAGCACACAUUGCAAUAUGAUUUGUCAGUUCCUUUGUCUUCUCAAUGCACAUCCCUCGGAUUUCACCUUUGGACUUUUUGGUCUCUGUAUCUUCAUUAACCUCUCUAAGACCUAUGCUAGCCUGUCAUGACCUAAUUGCAAUGUUCACCUUAUGUACAGACUUUCUAAUGCAAUUUAUCACUAUGUAUCACAGUGGGUGUUUUGUGUCAAGUUUAUGACAACCUAACUUAGGCCUUGUCACUGAUCAGAGACCAAUAAAAUGGCAUAAAGAGAAAGGGUAUUGUGAGUAAAUUUCAGCCAGGCACCUACAGUGUCUUAAAUGUGAGAUGCCUUUUUAUACAAACUCAUUUUCCCAGAGUGCAAGUUGUAUCUACCCACUGUCACCACAUCAGACCAAUUUUUUUUACCCUGAAGCAUUUAGAGGAAAUGCAAACUGGUAGCUCAGUGUCUUGGGAGAAAAGCGAUUUAUGUCUAAAACUCUUCUUUUCAGUGUUGUCAGAGUAUGAAGCCAUGCAAUAUCCAUGGUAGUGGAGGAAAAUUAUAUUUCCUGUUCACUUCUUUCUUGGGGUCAAAGGUCUUCUUGGUUACUGUAGGCAUCCAAUUUGUGUCAUUGUUUUUUUUUUUUUUUUUUUUUUUAAGUUUUGAUGAUGUUCGGCUUUCUUCUGCCUGGUACACUAGCAAUUACCUCAGUUCUACUAUUUAUGUCUUCAGAAUAUGGCACAACCAGUAUGAUUGAUGCUCAUUAAAUCAUUUUGAUUUUUGUUCCCAUAUAAGUUGUUGAAUUGUCUCAAGAUUUUUCCUUAAAAAAUACAUGGAACUCUAUCAUUAAAUAUGGUGUCAUAGUAGUUUCAUUCUGUAUUAUAUCUGUAACCAAAAUCAUUUGAACAUCUGUUAUGAUGAUGGUGAUGAUGAUGAAAUUUUUAACGAACAUUUGUAAAUUUUUUAUGAGAGUUAUUACUAGUAAUACUUUAUUAAGUAGUGCAAUGAUUUUUUUUUAAUCCCCUCCCCUGUCUUUUGGAUUUCAAAGGCUGGUUCAAUAAUAAAUGUAUAACAUCCUCUUCUAA